Molecule: messenger RNA, 1285 nt
Organism: Chelmon rostratus (copperband butterflyfish)
Lineage: Eukaryota; Metazoa; Chordata; Actinopteri; Chaetodontiformes; Chaetodontidae
Product: intracellular hyaluronan-binding protein 4-like
Exons: 8
Coding region: 10-1110 (366 amino acids)
Biological process (GO): positive regulation of translational initiation; positive regulation of RNA splicing
Cellular component (GO): nucleus; cytoplasm
Molecular function (GO): RNA binding
Source: RefSeq, a predicted model, not a curated record
CAGGCUAACAUGCUGCCGGACGCCUACGGCUGCGUUGUGGCGAACAGGUUCGGGGACCUUCUGGAUGACGAAGCCGACCCGUUUGACUUGAUGAGCGAAGUGGAGACGAUGAAGGAGAAGAAGAAGAAGAAAAGGGAAGAGGAGGAGAAGAAGGGCAAGCAGAAAAAACCUGGCCAGAAGGAGUCCCAGAAGGACAGACGCCUCCCCCUCGCGUCGGAUGGUCAGGACCCGGCUCCAGUCCGUAAGCAGCAGCAGCAGCAGCAGGCUCGUCCUGGACCGCUGACAGAGAGCAGGGAUGGCAGAGAGGAGGCCCAGAGGGGCACAAAGAGGGCUGCCUUCCUGGAGCGUAGAGCCAACCAAGAGGAGUACCCCCAGGAGUUUUCUGUCUCUAGGCCUCCCAAUAAUGCAGACUCUGACUUCAGGGCCAGAGGUGGGGUCAGGGGUAGGAGAGGAGCAAGAGGCGGAGGAGGAUACACAAGGAACUCGGACAACUUCAACCUGAGGGGCAAGAGAGAGUAUGAUCGACACAAUGGAACAGGUAUCUCUCCUGAGGAAAAGAGAGGAGGCAGAGGACCCUGGAACUGGGGCUGUGUUGAGGAAGCUGCAAGUGAAUUAAUGGAGGUGACUUCCGAUGCUCCAGUCAAAUCUGAGGAGCCCCAAAUACCUGUGGAUGAAGAUCAGAACCGAGCAAUGGAAGAGGAUGGCGAGAUGGUGGUGCAGGUCGCCAUGGAGAUGACCCUGGAUGAGUGGAAGGCCAUGCAGGAGAUAAGUCGUCCCAAGGCGGAGUUUAAUAUCCGCAAAGCAGAGAACAAGAUUCCCUCCAAAGCCAAGGUCAUCCACCAGUCAAAGCACCUGGAGAACAUCAAAGGGACUGUGGAGGACAUGGAUGACGGCAAUUUCCUCCGUAGGUCUGUGAAUGAUAUCACAUCCCUUAUGGACAUCAAUUUUGGGAGUCUUGGACGGCCCAGUCGUGGGGGUCGGGGAAGGGGAGCACGAGGUGGUCUGACUAGUCGCCCAGAGAGAGCCAAGCCCAUGUUGGAUAGGGAGGAUGAUCUGGCUCCUAACCCAGAUGACCCAGAAGACUUCCCAGCACUAUCAGCAGGGAGAUAACUGAAUUCACUUCUCUGGGUUUAUCUCCUGUGGGGAAUAUUGGUUGCACUUGACACUUGCUAAAAAAAGAAAAACCCCACUGUUCUCAUGUUUCUGCUGUUCUUAAGGUUUGGGGUUUUAUCGAACUUGAUUUAUUUUGUUCUAUUUCACCAAAGGCACUGUUUAGCACUUGACU